Messenger RNA from Spodoptera exigua (beet armyworm), 1312 nucleotides. The record is from the annotation of a GenBank genome assembly. NCBI's taxonomy places the organism in Eukaryota, Metazoa, Arthropoda, Insecta, Lepidoptera, Noctuidae.
CAUAAUGCCCCUCCCACUUUACAAAUGUAUUUAUUUUCGAAAAAUCUAACCUAAAUUUUAACAUAAAAAUAACAACGAACGAACGAUAAUCAUGUUUUUUACAAUGCUGACGUUUAUCAUAAACACAUUUUAUUAUAGUUUUUCGUUUUUAUAUUAUUUAUUGUCAUUUUGUCACGCAGUCCUGCCUUUUGGACUGGAUAUCGGCUUGGUCGGGUAUGCUGCGUAUUAUUUGACUAAAUUGAAGAAACCUGAGCCAGAGAAUGUGAUCAGUAUAUUUGGGCCGGACCCUUGGGGUAAGGAAAGUCAGUAUAAACCUGAGAAAGUGGUGCGUUGUAUCGCUCAUAGAGGCGCUGCUUUAGAUGCUCCCGAAAACACUAUGGAAGCCUUGAAAUACUGCGUGGAACAUGACUGCAAUAUCAUAGAAUUGGAUGUACGAGCCUCCAGGGAUGGGAAGCUGGUACUUCUCCAUGAUGAGGGCUUGGAACGGCUGACUGGUACGGACAUAUCCAGCAUCAGAAAUGUUGAUUGGGAUCGGAUUAAAGAUAUUGAUGUAGGUGCCACUCAUCCUAACAGGAAGCAAUUCAAAGAUGUCCGCCUCUGUUUACUGGACGACGCCCUAGAUUAUCUGUUGGCGAAUAACGUCAAAGUCAUUAUUGACGUUAAAGGCGAAGACAAGCAGGUAAUUGCCGGCGUCCUGAGUGCAUACGCGACGCGUCCAUCUCUGUACCAACACGCCGCCGUCACAUGUUUCAAUCCAUUCGUUUUAUACCAGAUUCGUAGGAGCAACCCUGACAUAGUUGGCGCUCUCAGCUACCGACCUUACUGCUUCAGUUCACAAGAUUAUGAUGCUGAGAAGGGACCCAAUAAUCCAAGGUUUGGAGAAAAUUUGGCAAUUCAUGGCGCGCUUCGUCUGGCGGAUGCAGUCCACGCGUUACUGUGGCGGUGGGCGGCGCGCUGGUGCGCCGUCAGCGCUGUCCUACUGCACAAGGAUAUUGUCAGCCCGAGUGAAAUCCAUUACUGGAGAUGGCUAGGUAUCCGCUGUGCUGGUUGGUGUGUUAACAGGCCAUUGGAGAAAUUGUACUGGCGUGGAGUUCUCAAGUCGCCUUACCUUGCCAACACGCUACUUGGAGAACCCGAUGUGGAGGGCAAGCGGCCAGAGAAAGAACUCAGCAACGACCGCCCAGGUCCACUCGUCGACAAACUCCUCGAACCCGAACGGAAAAUGUCGUCAGGACAAAACUAAAUUUAAAAAUAUUUAUACACACUAUAAUUUAAUAUUAACACUUUAAUAAUUCUGCGAUUUUUACACUGA